UUUUGGAACAAUGACAUAAACAGUUUGUAGUCGGUCAACAUAACCCACCUAAAAAAGUGAAGUGUUUUCAAACGAAAAAUCGCGAUUCCAAUAAAAGAAAUAAUCUACUACUGCUGCAAAGGCACACAACAGUAUGUAUGUAGUACCACAUUCCAGAAACUCGAACCCACGGCAAUCUAACCUGCAAUGAUCCGCUAUGCCAUUCUGUUGGUUAUCUCGCUAAUUCUCUUCCUAAACGGCUUCUUCCCUCUACCCCAUACGAAUUACAGCUUCCCUAAUCAGCCUCCAACGCACAUCAACUCGUUUAACGUCACGGACCAGUACAGGCCCCAUUUCACCAAAACAGUCCUAAUAGUGAUUGACGCGCUAAGAUGGGACUUUGUGACGGCGCAACUGAUGCCUUUAGCCGCAGGCCUGAUGAACAGCCAGGGCUGUUUGAGCAAAGUAUCGGUUGAAAGCCCGACAGUGACUCUUCCCCGAAUUAAAGCCCUCACCACUGGGAGUGUGCCACAAUACAUGGAUGUAGUGAUGAAUUUGGCUUCCUCCGAAGUUCUGGCGGAUUCUUGGCUGCAUAGCGCGAAGAAAAAGGGGCUGCGCAUAGUGUUUUAUGGCGACAACACCUGGGAGAAGCUGUUCCCCAACGUGUUCACCCGAUCGGAGGGCACAACAUCGUUUUUCGUUUGGGAUUUCACUGAAGUGGACGACAAUGUUACCCGAAAUGUUAAUCUGGAGUUGGAAAGAAGCGACUGGGAUGUGAUGAUUCUGCAUUAUUUAGGUCUAGACCAUAUUGGCCACGUUUUGGGCCCAUUUCACCCGAAAAUGACCGCAAAACUCAAAGAAAUGGAUGACAUUAUUUUCAGAAUCCAGCAAACAAUGGCCAAUGAUACCCUAAUUCUGGUGACUGGCGAUCAUGGAAUGAGAGAUGCUGGAGGGCAUGGAGGGACAUCGUCUGCAGAAGUCACUGUUCCAUUAAUAGCCAUUGGGCACGACUGCGAAAACGCUUCAUUCCAGCAGACCGACAUUCCGGCCAAUUUGGCUGUUUUGCUUGGGAUCAACAUUCCGGUGACCAGCAUUGGAAAGUUGGAGAAGCCGUUUUUGCAUCGUCUACAUUUGAGGGAAUAUCUAUACGCCCUUAGAUAUAACGCGCAGAUACUUUUGGAGAAAAGCAGUCUGUGCAGAGGUGCUUUCCUCAAUGCAACGGAUUUUCAUGAAAACUACCUAAAGCACCAACGGGCUGCUGAUGGGGAACUGGCUAAGCGCCUGUAUGAAGAGUGCUCAGACAAAAUCACUGAAGAACUGUUCCUGGCCUCCAGCAAACAGGAAAUGCCCCUGCUGUUCGUGGCCCUGUUAUCAAUGUUUUACCUGUUUCUACUUCUGCUGAAGCCGUCCAUUCUAAAGCAAAGUAAACUGGAAUUCCUGCUCCAUCUUUGCUUAGUCUGCCUGCAACUUUUCGCCGCUUACCAGGUUCUAGUUUACAUAACAGGGGCUAUUUUGGCUGGUUUAGCUCUGUUGAAACUCAGACGUCUUCUUCGCGUUACAAAGUUCCCUCGAGCAGUGCCCGACUUUUCAGUUUUAACCUGCCUAGUGCAUCCACUCACGUUUAUUUCUACAAGUUUCAUUGAAGAGGAGCACUAUUUCUGGAUAUUUGUCAGCGUUUCUUUCAUUUUAGGCCUCAUUCUUCAGCGAAAUGGGCUUCUUCCUGUUAAUAACGCCAAACUUCUUCUGCUGCUAGCAGGAUUGAGAUUCAGCAUGGAUUUGAAUUCGACAGUGGAAAACUCUGUGCAAAGCCAAAGCAAUUGGGCAAAUCUCUUGAACUAUGAAGAAAGCCUGGUUUACUUUCACGCCUUUUUCGUGUCCAGUUUGGUGUUAGUUUUGGCGACGUUGUACUUUGAGCAGGAAAAAGGGGGAAACUUCAGUUCGCUGCUGCUCAGCGCUUUGACCCUAUGCCUGAUAUAUCUGCUGAAAGUUUCUGCACAUCACAACACUUGGCUGGGCAAAGCGAUUUGGGCUUUGAUAGUCCUUCAAAAACUUUUUCCAAGCGUUUCCUGGACGGAAAUUUGGAUACUAUCAAGCACUUUGCUAAUUAAACCGCACAACGUUGUGCUAAUUCCUCUAGGCGUAUACAGUGCCAAUCAACUAUCGGCUGUGAUAAAAGACUGUUUCUCCUUAACGGUGGCAAGUUAUUUGCUCUCAAAUUGCUUCUAUUUCCUGCAGGGGCACAGAAACUCCUUAGCAAGUGUCGAUGUUUCCAUAGGAUACACUGGCUUGAAUGACUAUUACCCUUUUCUGGUCAUUUCGCAAGUUUUAAUGCACACUUACACGUUUCCAGUAUUAUUCCAUUUGAUACUGUUCCAAAAGGUUUUCGAGCAGGAUUUUGGGGCGAAGUUUUGGAACACCAUUUUAACCAUAAGGACCUCGGUAUUGUUUUUCACCGGCCUAGUAAUGAUCCUUUUCAGACACCACCUGUUUAUUUGGUCAGUGUUCGCCCCCAAGCUGUUCAUAGAGAGUGUGCAUACAGCCUUUAUGUUUAUUGAACUUAGUUGUUGGUACUUGAACAAGUGUGUUAAGAAGGUUUUAUGCAAAUAAACUAUUUGCCAUUA
Dendroctonus ponderosae (mountain pine beetle) is the source of this 2600-nucleotide messenger RNA. It is a transcript of the gene PIG-G, whose product is annotated as GPI ethanolamine phosphate transferase 2. Gene Ontology annotation, biological process: GPI anchor biosynthetic process. The record is from RefSeq and is a predicted model, not a curated record. Gene Ontology annotation, cellular component: endoplasmic reticulum membrane. NCBI's taxonomy places the organism in Eukaryota, Metazoa, Arthropoda, Insecta, Coleoptera, Curculionidae. Bases 187 to 2586 code for a protein of 799 amino acids. The transcript is spliced from 3 exons.